AUGCCUGCAUUAGCACUUCGUACAUUCCAAAGUGUCAGAUGGAGUACUUGUCCACCGAACAACGUUGAGAGGAUGGAGAUUGCAGUAGAUGAAAAGCAAACAACCCAAGAGGUUACAAGCAAAAAGGGUGGCCUUAGGACCAUGCCUUUUAUUAUGGCAAAUGAAACAUUUGAGAGGGUUGCAGGGGUGGGGCUUCAAGCAAAUAUGAUCUUGUACUUACGAAAUGAAUACAACUUGAGUAAUGCUUCUGGGGCCUACAUAUUGGCUCUGUGGGCAUCCAUAUCAAAUUUUAUGCCUCUUCCAGGGGCUUUCCUUUCUGAUUCUUACUUUGGUCGGUAUCGAGUGAUUGCAUUUUCAACUGUCACCACCCUUCUUGGGAUGAUUCUGUUAUGGUUUACAGCCCUUAUUCCAAAUGCAAGGCCUCCCCAUUGUGCGCAAAUUAAUGGAAAUAUGGAUGAUUGUGUAUCACCAAAGCCAGGACAGUUUUUUCUUCUUUUUUCCUCGUUUCUUCUAAUGGCUAUAGGAGCUGGUGGCAUUAGACCAUGUUCCUUGGCCUUUGGUGCAGAUCAGAUUGACAAUCCCACGAACCCAAAAAACAAGAGGACAUUGCAGACCUUCUUCAAUUGGUAUUAUGCUUCUGUUGGAAUCUCAAUCAUGAUUGCAGUACUAGCCAUAGUAGCAAUUCAAGAUGCAGCUGGUUGGGUUGUGGGCUUUGGAGUUCCGGUGGUGCUCAUGCUCUCGUCAACUAUCUUCUUCUUUUUGGGUUCUCCACAAUACAUUAAAGUCAAGUCAAACAAGAGCUUGGUCUCUGGCUUUGCCCGAGUAAUAGUUGCAACUUGGAAGAACAAAAACCUUGCUUUGCUACCAAUGGAUUCGGCUGCAUGGUACUAUCUCAAGGGUUCAAAGCUGGUUGCGCCAACAGAAAAACUUCGGUUUUUGAACAAAGCAUGCGUCAUUAGAAAUCCUGAGAAAGAUUUGGACUAUGAUGGAUUGGCUGUAGAUCCAUGGACACUCUGCACCGUUAGACAAGUAGAAGAGCUAAAAGCAGUGAUCAAAGUCCUCCCCAUUUGGUCCUCUGGCAUCAUGAUCGCAGUGACUAUAAACCAAUUCGCAUUCCCUUUGCUCCAAGCCACCACCAUGGACAGGCACUUCAUAGGGAGCCUAAAAAUCCCGGCAGGCUCCUACGGUGUGUUUGGAAUCCUCACUUUGACAAUAUGGGUUGCCAUCUAUGAUCGAAUUUUAGUCCCAUAUUUAGCGAAGUUCACCAAUAGACCUCGAGGACUAAGCCAUAAGCAACGUAUGGGUAUCGGCCUAGUGAUCUCAUGUAUAGCCACCGCAACAGCAGGAGCAGUGGAGAACAAGCGAAGAGCUACUGCAUUUAGACAAGGGUUGGAAGAUCAUCCGAGGGCCGUUGUUGACAUGUCUGCAAAUUGGCUGCUACCACAACACUGCCUUGUAGGUUUAGGAGAGGCUUUUAGUGCAAUUGGGCAGAUAGAGUUCUUUUACUCUCAGUUUCCAAAGACCAUGGCAAGCAUUGCAAUGUCUCUUUUUGCACUUGGUUUCGCGGUAGGGAACUUGGUGGCCAGUCUAAUAAUAGGAAUUGUGGAUGAUGUGACCAAAAAAGGAGGGAAAGAUAGUUGGGUAUCAAAUAAUCUGAACAGAGGCCACUAUGAUUAUUAUUACUGGCUUCUUUCCCUUCUGAGCGUGGUGAAUUUCUUCUAUUAUUUGCUAUGUAGUUGGGCUUUUGGGAGUUGCGAGGAUAAAAAGAUAUGGGAUGAUGAAGAAGCCACGGAAGAGGUAGAAAUGCAUCCAGCCGUGGGAUCUCCAGUCAGACAUGUUGGUCUUUGA
This is a messenger RNA of Dovyalis caffra, 1848 nucleotides long. The record is from the annotation of a GenBank genome assembly. Lineage: Eukaryota; Viridiplantae; Streptophyta; Magnoliopsida; Malpighiales; Salicaceae.